Solanum lycopersicum (tomato) is the source of this 1143-nucleotide messenger RNA. Its product is annotated as peptidyl-tRNA hydrolase, mitochondrial. The record is from RefSeq and is a predicted model, not a curated record. Gene Ontology annotation, molecular function: peptidyl-tRNA hydrolase activity. Lineage: Eukaryota; Viridiplantae; Streptophyta; Magnoliopsida; Solanales; Solanaceae.
GGUUUCGACCAACUCCCUUUUAACAUAUAGAAAGCACAAUGAAAGUAGCAUGUGUAAUUUCUAGCACUGCAUCAUCGGCGACGGUCCUCUGCCGCUGCGGCCGCUCCCUUUUCUCCUCCUUCUCCGUGGCCAAAACCCUAAAUUCAUCCUCGUUUCGGAGGGGUUGGAUGAGCAACACCGCUGCGGCCGGCUCUUUAUACCAAAUAUCUUGUUCAAUGACUACCCAAACCUCCCCACCAGACACACCGGCAAUAAUCGCGCCUCUGCCGGAGAAACCGAAGCCAAAGCCACAGCCAUGGCUCAUCGUUGGCCUCGGUAACCCCGGGAAACGAUAUGCUGGUACCCGUCACAACGUGGGUUUUGAGAUGAUAGAUACUAUAGCUGAUGCUGAAGGAAUAUCAAUGGGCAGUGUUUCCUUCAAAGCUCAAUUUGGAAAAGGUUUCAUUGGAGAUGUUCCAAUUAUGCUUGCUAAGCCUCAAACAUUCAUGAAUGCAAGUGGUGAGUCUGUUGGGGCAAUUGUUUCAUAUUAUAAGAUUCCACUGAAGCAAGUUCUUGUGGUUUUUGAUGACUUAGAUCUUCCUUUUGCAAAGUUGCGGUUAUUGCCAAAAGGUGGUCAUGGAGGACACAAUGGGAUGAGGAGCAUUAUGAAUCAUCUUAAAGGAAACCGUGAUUUUCCACGCUUGCGAAUAGGCAUUGGGAGGCCUCCAGGGAAAAUGGAUCCAGCAAGUUUUGUUCUUCGUGCAUUUAAUCGACAAGAACGUGAAGAGUUGGACUUCACAUUACAGAAUGGUUUGGAGGCAAUGAGAAUUUUAGUGCUCGAGGGAUUCGACAAAAGUGCCACAUUUGUGAAUAGUUCCAAACCUUUAACAGUUUAGGUUAGGGAAUCAUUCAUUUUUCCAGAGUUUGGUGAUUGAUGGGAGAAAGGUGCCCCAACCUAUUUUGCUUGUCAGGAUACAACAGAAAUAUAGUUUGUAUACUAAAAUACUGUAGUAUGACGCCAUAAAAUCAUUUUAAAACAUUUUUGGCAAUGAUUUUUCACAAGAGUUCUCUACUUAUUUUAUUCUUUGGGGGUCCCCUUUGCCGCUGUAAUUUGAACUUGCAUUAGUUUGUUUUAAGGAGUUAUAGCUAGCGUUUGGCCAUAGA